AGGGGCACGCAGUGAGUAGACUCAAUGUUGCAUCGUUCGACUGCUGUAAUGUUAGAUUGCCUUGAUUAGCAGACAUCAUGGAGCAUGUUGUAUUGAAACACAAGAGGACAACUCUGGAAAGGGCUGAGAAGUUUAUAUCGGUGCAUCACUUCACAGACGUCAAUCUCAGAAGCAGAUUGUAUCCUAAGAAAGCAAGUUUGGCAUCUAUAUCGCACUUUGAGGCUCCAGACAGAAUUCCUGUACAGGAAGCUUUAGCAGGAACAUACAAGGAAGUUAAGAUCGGACAGUCAUUUGGACCAACUUGGUCAACACAUUGGUUCUGCCUGGACAUCGUAGUGCCUGAAGACUGGACGGGACAGGAAGUAUGUCUGCUGUGGAACUCUAACUCUGAGGCUCUGGUCUGGAGGGACAGCACACCUGUUCAGGGUUUGAGUGGGGAACACAACAGGCAUUCCUUCCCCUUGGCUAAUGGUCCAAUAUGGAAGAACCAAUGCAGACAGACGAUCCAUAUAGAGAUGGCCUGUAAUGGUUUGUUUGGAGCUGGUGAUAAUGGCAUGAUCGAACGUCCAGACCCCAAUCGUUACUUCACCCUGGCACAGGCGGAGAUUGCUGUGUUUGACCGCAGAAUCUACAAUCUUAUCAUGGAUGUGGAGAUGCUACAUGACAUGGCAAAGCACUUACCAGAAAACACCGAGCGAGGCUAUCAGGCUUUGUUUACUGUGAACAAACUCAUCAACACAUGUAACGUGGAGGAUUCAUCUACCUACCAGAGAGCCCAUGCAAUAGCAGAAGAGUUUUUUAAACAAGGCAAUGGGGCAAGUCAGCACACUCUCCAUGCUAUGGGGCAUGCUCACAUAGACACAGCUUGGCUGUGGCCGUAUGCUGAGACAAUCAGGAAGUGUGCGAGGAGCUGGUCAUGUACGCUACAGCUGAUGGAACAGUACCCAGACUUCACCUUCACUUGCUCUCAGGCUCAACAGUUUGAGUGGGUGAAGCAACACUAUCCUGUGAUGUAUGACAAGAUCAAGUCGUAUGUACAGAGGGGGCGCUUCAUACCUGUGGGUGGUACGUGGGUGGAAAUGGAUGGAAACCUUCCCAGCGGAGAGUCCUUUAUUAGACAGUUCCUGUAUGGACAGCUGUUCUUUCAAAAAGAGUUUGGCAAAACAUGCUCAGAGUUUUGGUUGCCAGACACAUUUGGAUACUCCGCUCAGCUUCCGCAGAUCAUGAAUAUCUGUAACAUCAAACGCUUCCUUACUCAGAAGCUCAGCUGGAGUCUCAUCAACAAGUUUCCUCACCACACAUUUUGGUGGCAGGGUAUUGAUGGCAGCAAAGUCCUGACACAUUUCCCACCCGGUGAUUCGUACGAGAUGAAAGGCCAUGUCAAAGAGGUUCUCUUUACUCUGAGUAACUACCGAGACAAGGGACGGUCUGGUCACAGUAUGUACCUGUUUGGUUACGGUGACGGUGGCAAUGGACCCUCGGAGAACAUGUUACAGAGACUGAGUAGGAUAGAGGAUACGGAUGGUCUCCCAAGGGUUAGGAUGAGUACCCCUGAUGAGUAUUUCUCCACGGUUGAGAAGAACGAUGGUGAUAAGUUAUGUAAAUGGACAGGAGAGCUAUACCUUGAGCUUCACAAUGGCACAUACACAACCCAUGCCAAGAUUAAAGAAUUAAACCGUAGAUGUGAGAUUUUGCUCCAUGAUGUUGAGUUACUGAGCUGCCUGGCACUGGCUGUUGGUCCUGAGAAAGUGUAUGACUACCAAGCAGAAGAACUUCUCAGACUCUGGAAACUCUUGCUGCUCAACCAAUUCCAUGAUGUACUUCCUGGGUCAUCUAUCGAACUGGUAUACAAGGAUUCAAAUAUUCAUUAUAAAGAUAUACAGAAGUCUGGGCAGGCACUGUGGAACAAUGCUUUUACCCAUCUUACUACUAGUCAGUCUGACCUCGGUCCACUAGUGGUCAACACACUCAGCUGGGAGCGGUCAGAUGUGAUCAGUGUCCCAAGAGAUGAGUUGGAGAGUAAGGAAAACCCAGAGAGUUCGUCCAAAAAACAGAAGCUUCAUAAUGAAUUGCUACAAUUAGAUGUCUACAGUAACAAUCUGGCUAUUGUGUUGGUACCCAGCUGUGGCUAUACAGGUCUAUCACCACAGGAGUGUCAGUUCCCUGUCAGGGUUGUCAAACAUGGAGAUCUUUAUCAGCUGGAGAACCAAUACCUGACUGCCGUUAUAAACUCAUCUGGUCAUGUGAUAGAGCUUAGUGUGCCAGGAACAAGCAGAAAUGCCAUCAGUGCAAGUCACCAUGGUAACCAGUUUGUGAUGUAUGAUGAUGUGCCCCUAUAUUGGGAUGCCUGGGAUGUGAUGGACUAUCACCUGGAGACCAGAAAGCCUGUGACAGAAGUGAUAGAAAGUGUGAAGAUCAAUGACCAUGGACCUAUCAGGGUGUCUCUAGAGUUUUCCCUGAAAAUCAGUGACAACAGCUACCUCAAACAAAUUAUUGUUCUGGAUGCCAUCACUCCCUACCUCAAAUGUGAAACACAGGUAACCUGGCAUGAGAACAGGAAGUUCCUCAAGGUUGAGUUUCCCACCUCAAUCACUGCCAACACCGCCACCUACGACAUUCAGUUUGGUCACCUUCAGCGGCCAAACCGCUUCAACACAUCCUGGGACUGGGCCCAAUUUGAGGUAUGUGGCCACAAGUGGGCAGACCUUUCUGAGUAUGGGUUUGGCCUGGCCAUACUCAAUGACAGUAAAUAUGGCUACUCCUGCCUGGACAAUGUACUCCGACUAUCAUUACUUCGCUCUCCCAAAGCACCUGAUAUGAAAGCUGACAUGGGAACACAUAAGUUUACAUAUGCAAUCAUGCCUCAUACUGGAUCAUUCCAAGAGGCAGGUGUAAUACAACAGGCCUAUAACCUCAACUACCCACUGUAUGUUCAGAAGAGAGUUGGAACAGGGGACACAACUCUUGUCAAAAACACGGCUCAAGACCCCAAAAGUUUCUUCCAACUGGACACCCCACAGGUGAUCCUAGAGACUGUCAAAAGGUGUGAGAAGAAGACGAGGAGCCUUGUGCUGAGGCUGUAUGAAGCUUUCGGCGGGGAGACUCGAGCCUGUCUCACUUCUUCUGUUCCAUUUACCAACAUUUACAGAUGCAAUGGCUUGGAGGAGUCGGUGCCAAAUGAAGAAACUGUCAGUGAAGAGCUCAAUGUCGGAGAUAAUGAUAUAACAUUCACCAUCAAACCAUUUCAAGUGCUUUCCUUUAUCAUUGACCUGUAAUAGAGGUCACCAGAUCUUCAAGGUCAUAACAAUCUACAUUGCCAGUGCCAAGAGCAACCUUUUUUUUAUGGAAGCAUCAUGUUGUAGUUGAAAAUCUGUUACAUGUCCUGUAUUACUUUUAUUUUAUGAGAGCCACAUUCUGGAUUUUAUUUUUUUACUUCAUAGGCAUUAACCAAACAUGUUAUUUUAAUCCAAUCUGGCCUUUAGGGCUAAUUAAGCAAGCUUAUGCUGCGGUGCUGAGUGUCCUCCAUCAACUUUUAAUUCAAAAUGCUAGUUGUCAAGAACGACGUAAAUGAUUUUUGACCAAAAUCUGAAACAUUGUUGAGGCAAGAGGAAUUAACAUUGUAUAAAUUGAGAUUAUGGCCCUCCUGGGGUUGGGGGGAGCACAAAUAAAGCAUUUUAACAUAAUUUGGUCUAGAACAUCCAUUGGCAAAGAGGAUCCAGCUUUGUGUAAGUUGAGGGUGCAGCUUUCUCCUAGGAGCAGAGAGGGCGUAACCCAUGACCAAUAGGGGAAAUACAGGUAAACAUUUGAAAUCCUACUCCUUCUGUAUUGGUAAAUGGAUUUUAAGAUAAUUUGGUCCCGGCAUCUUUUGGCCAAGGCCAUAGGACCAACAUAGUAUAAAUGGAUGGUAUAAUUUUCAUUCUAACUGGAGUGGUGUUUGGAAUUUGUAAAUCAGAAAGGACUACCAGAAUAUUAUUACAUGUGAUGUAAACCUUCUUAUAGUAUUGACUGGGUGGUGAAUUUUUCUGUUUCUUUAAAAUUGUUAAAAAAACAUUCUCAGUAGAAAUGAUUAUUGUCUUUUACAUCAAUAUAACGAUGUAUUUUUUAUAUAUACAAUGUACAUAUCAUGAUUGCAGCUCUGUAUUCAGUAGUACAAAUGAGAUGUGACUCAACUUAUUUUUUUACAGCGUUCUUCGUCGUAUUGUACAUGGUACAUAAGUGGGUUAAAAAGCUUUAUAUUUUACAUACAAAUAUAGAUUUCAACCAAAGUUGUAGCAAUUUUUCUUUUUUAAUCACCAAUGAAAAUUGUUUUUAUUAAAUCAUACAAAUCAGUACUUGUAUAAAAACUGUAUAUCCUUAUUAGUUACUCCAUACUAAUCUAUUGUUUAUAUUUGUUUACUACAUAUACACGAGUAUAUUGUAUCAGUGUCACAGAACUGCUUAUUAUAUACAGCAGCUAUAAUGCUAUAUGGUUUUUCUGUGUCUGUAAGUUAAAAGCUUGCUACAGCAGCUGUAAGAUUGGUGUGGUUCGAGUCAGGGGGAAGUUUGUUAUGGCAGAAUGAUGUAAACUAAUUGUUGGUCUGUGUCAGAUAAAUGUUUAUUACAGCUAGCAGCUGUAUUGUUAAUGAAUAUUUGCUACAACAGUUUUAAGGUAAAUGUAAAUGUUUGUCUGUGUCCGAGGAAUGCUUGAUACAAGGGUGAUAAGUUUAGUGUCAUCAUCAUGUGUCUGUGUCAGAUAAAUGCUUGUUACAUCAGCUGUAAGGUAUAAGUGUUGGUCUUUGUCAGAGGAAAGCUUGAUACAGUGGUGGUAAUUUUAGUGUCAUCAAUUGUCUUUAUCAGAUAAAUGCUUACAUCAGUUAUAAAAAAGUGUUUAGCUGUGUCAUAUGAAUACCUGUUUCAGUAGCUGUAAGGUAAUUUUCAUUCUGUGUCAGAAAAAUUCUUGUAACAGCUGUAUAAGGUUUAGCUGUGAAUCAUGAUUCAAGUGUUUAGUGAGAGGUGUUACAGGUGAUAUAGUGACAUAUACAUAACUGAUAAUGGAUCCGGUUCACUUAGUUUACCUGACAUGAAAUGCAUGUGGUGCAGCAUCUGUGUGUCCUCGACGUCUGUUUCCUUUAGUAUGGGGCCUACGUUCAUGAUGCAGUGUGUACUGUAGUUUGCUGGGUUGAGUUACUAUCAAGUUGGCGCAGGUAAUUGACAUUUACUCAUUUACAAGGUCAAGAGGUUCAAUAUGGUAACACCUUAAAUUCUUUUUCUACAAAGCCUUGCAUAUGAUGAGUAGUGUUGUGAAGUCGGUUUUGUUUGCUGGGGCGGGAGUCUGUUGAUCAGAUGAAUGACCUUGACCUAUUUUUAAGGUACUUAUAAUAUCAUAAGGGUCACUUUUCAAACUUUUAUACAGCAUCUUAUGAAAAACCACGAAGUCUAAGAAACAAAGUCACAUGAGUCUGAUGUGUACAGAUCUACAAAAAGGCUCUCCAAAUGCAUAAGGCCUAGAGUGGUGAUAUUUGGCAUUGGAUGAUUGGAGUGAAGGCUUAAAAUUUAGUGAAAUGUGUGACUUUGACCUACUUUUGAAGUCACAAGUCAAAUAUUUUAAAAACAAUUGACUUGUUCUGCAAAACCAUAAAUCAAAUAUGCCUAGUCAUCUUAUUUCUGGCAUAUACCUUGCUUGGGAAAGUGUUUUUGUAUUUGGUUGAACUUUGACCUACCUAGAAAGUCACAAUUGUUAAAUAUUUUAAAAUUAAAUUCAAAAACACCAAACAAUAGAAAACAGAUGAGCGAAUAAGGCCUAUGGGCAUCUAAUGGUGUUAUUCCUAGACCUGUCUGUUCACUACUGUUGGUGUAAACAAUGACAAUUCACUGUAGUUCUUUUUCUGUGUAUUAGUUAAUGAUGUGCAAAUAAGUAAUUGUUUUAAUUGAGGGCAAAAAAUAAAAACAAACAAUUACAAUAACAAAUACACCAAAUGUAAGCCUGUCAACAUUUUAACUGACCAGCCCGGUAUGAUUGUUGCUGAUGCUUUAUAUUUAUCCUAUUCAGGUAUUUAUAUAAUCUAGUGCAAUAAAUAGAAAUAAAGUUUGUUCUACCAAUUCUCUGACAUGAUGUCUAACUUUGAGAGUGCAAUCAUGACUGAAUGGAAUAAAAACCUAAUACUUUUCUUAUGUUAA
Molecule: messenger RNA, 6156 nt
Organism: Mizuhopecten yessoensis (Yesso scallop)
Lineage: Eukaryota; Metazoa; Mollusca; Bivalvia; Pectinida; Pectinidae
Product: alpha-mannosidase 2C1-like
Exons: 30
Coding region: 78-3275 (1065 amino acids)
Biological process (GO): mannose metabolic process; oligosaccharide catabolic process
Molecular function (GO): carbohydrate binding; alpha-mannosidase activity
Source: RefSeq, a predicted model, not a curated record